This is a messenger RNA of Acaulospora morrowiae, 381 nucleotides long. NCBI's taxonomy places the organism in Eukaryota, Fungi, Glomeromycota, Glomeromycetes, Diversisporales, Acaulosporaceae. The record is from the annotation of a GenBank genome assembly.
AUGAAGUUACGUGACGAAGUGUAUAAGAAAAUAUCUACUAAUCCCAAACUCACAAAACUUCAGAAUGGCGAGGGUGCAUACCUUUGGUUCAUUAACGAGACCAAGAUAGAUAAAGAGAAUUAUCUCAAUCUAAAGUCAUUAGAAAAUUGGAACCCGGACGAUGACAAGCUUACUGCUGUCACUUCUAACAAUGCUGGUUCCGAGGAUUUCGCGGCAACUUCUAAUCGAAAAAAGAGUGAUGGUCAUGGAAAAAGACUUGAUGAUGUGGAAACAGUUGAUGAGAUCAAAGAUGUACAAGGAGAUUACAAAGGAUUCGACUAUUACAAAAAAUCAAAGGAUGCCCGGUGGCGGGGGGAGCACGAGUUCAAAGAAUUCUGGUAA